This is a messenger RNA of Lobosporangium transversale, 759 nucleotides long. RefSeq lists its product as hypothetical. NCBI's taxonomy places the organism in Eukaryota, Fungi, Mortierellomycota, Mortierellomycetes, Mortierellales, Mortierellaceae. The record is from RefSeq and is a predicted model, not a curated record. The transcript has a single exon. Bases 1 to 759 code for a protein of 252 amino acids.
AUGAGACACUCCUUUGAAUGCGACGGUGUCAAAUACCUGAUUACUCUUGCAGUGUCUCUUAACGAGACAGGUCAUACUAGUGAGCCUGAAUUCGAAGUGCUCUGCGAUGAAGGCAUUACAGCAGGCGCCGUCAUCAACUGGAUAAUAUUCACCAUUUCCUGGGUCCCUUUGGCUCUUUACUUCCUACUUUUCAUAUUAAGUGGACUGUACUCCAUGGGCAAAUGGUUACUAUUGCGAAUAGAAGAUCGCUACUAUGAAUCAGUCGAACCAUGGCUUCAGCGGCGCCGCGAAGCCGCCAAGAUGAAAAAGAAAAAGAAGGACGAUAAUAACAAUAGGGUUGCUGUUGGCUCGUAUAACUUGUCACUAUCAAUUCCUAUGUCCUUAGAUGACAGUGCAUCAAUCAACUCUGGAACCACAGUUAACGAAGAUAUAGUCCUAGACAUGAGCCAUGGAAACCAGCACCAUAGUGGAGCUCAGACUGCUGCUAUCCCCGCUAUCACUACUAUAAUCAUCAAUACUGCUGCUACUGCUACUGCUACUGCUACUUCUACUACCGCUAUGCGAAACUUGACCUUCUUUGGAAGAUUCGCCCAAUUCUUUGGUCGGAGGCAUCGACGUACUAGUGAUCCAUGCGCCUCUGAAGGCUUACAGGCUGUACCCGAGAUGAGAGACAUUGAUUCCAGUGCUGCGUAUAUUGAUACACCCGUUACAGAAGGGAUGAAGGAGGGAACUGCCACUUAUCUGGAUAUUAAGUCCUAA